Pogona vitticeps (central bearded dragon) is the source of this 539-nucleotide messenger RNA. The record is from RefSeq and is a predicted model, not a curated record. Lineage: Eukaryota; Metazoa; Chordata; Lepidosauria; Squamata; Agamidae.
GAUUACUGCUACUGAGGUUUAAGGCAUAUACAAAAUCCAGUGGAAAACUAAAAUGGGGCUGUGUCUUAGUUGAUCCUAUGCCAGUAACAGCUGCACUCAGUGCAAGUUCAGAAAUCUGUCUGCUGUUACUCUGAUGUCCCUAACUGUAAGUGGAGAACAUACAUGUAAACGUAUCGUGAUGAGUGAGAAUUUCUCCAUGGAGACAGAACUUUUGAAUCUUUCAAAUGGGCUGCCCGUCCGCAGCGUGGAUUAUAACCGAGGCACCGACAACAUCACGGUGAGGCAGGGAGACACAGCCAUCCUCAGGUGUUUUAUAGAAGAUAAAAGCUCCAAGGUGGCCUGGUUAAAUCGUUCUGGCAUCAUUUUUGCUGGUCAGGAUAAGUGGUCGCUGGACCCCCGCGUAGAGCUCCAGCAACUUUCUCUUCUGGAAUACAGCCUCCGGAUCCAGAAAGUGGAUGUCUAUGACGAGGGGUCAUACACAUGCUCUGUGCAAACACUACAUCAUCCCAAGACUUCCCAAGUUUAUUUGAUCGUUCAAG